AUGAUCGGUCCAGAAUUCCAAAUCUCCGACCGCACCCGGCGAUUUUCUUUUUUUGCACAAUCUGAAAAGCCCGAGAAUAACGAGAAAAGGGGGAAUUAUCAGAUGGCGGGAAAAAGACGUGCUCUUACAGAAGAGCAAGACCAGGAAGGUCGGGAGUCUCAAAAAAGGAAAUUUGUUGCGUGCGUAUUCCACCUGGAGAUGUUGUAUACCUCACGCCGAAGCCACCGAGCACUGACGUAUGACAUAACAGCUGUCGAAGAUGCCACUCGCAUAAAAUCAAAUGUUCCGGAGAUCAGCCGUGUAGCAAAUGUUGCACAGUCGGACUCGCUGAUGAAUAUCCUCGCCGAGAAUCAGCGGCUCAAGGAACGGUCGAUCACCUCGGCUCAAGUUGCCGAGACCAACGAUCCGGCGCAGAGCAGAGGUCCUUCCAGGACAGCAGAUGCCCCUGAUGGAACAGGAAUUCAAAAUCCAUUGAUUGGAGAUCGAGCCUGGUUCCACCGGUAUGAUCCCUCUUCGCCACCCAUCUACAUCGGCGAGGCAGCAUGUUCAGCAUUUGCAACACGCUUUCGGCGUUUCUUGUCGGGGAAUAGUGCAAUGCCACAUAUUCCCCGAACACAGUAUGAACGCGAAGAGACGAUCACCGCAGCGAACGAAUCCGAUAUACAGUGGCCGAGUCUCCACCAUGCUCGGUUGUUAGUCCGAAUAGCAAUCCACCAGAUCGGGCAUCUCUACCAUCUCAUGAUGCGCAAGUCGACGUUAGAUAAACUGGAAGAGAUCUACAGGACACGAGACUUUGACUGCACGGCUAGCAAGUGUAAAUUCUUCGCCUUAUUCGCUUUUGGCCAGGCCUAUUCAAUCCGAUCUGAGCCCAAUUCCGGCUCUAGGGUACCGGGCACGUCGUACUUUGCUCGAUCAAUGGGAUUGGUCCAGAUCCUACCGGAGAGAACCAGUAUCACACACUUGGAAACCCUGCUAUUGUUGUCUCUUUUUUCAUACUAUCUCAACCGGCGUCAUUCGGCGUACGUCCUGAUCGGAAAUGCCAUGCGGAUGGGGUUGACCAUUGGCUUGAAUCACAAUAUCCUAGAAUCACAGGUCAUCGACCCAGUGGAGCGCCAGCACCGCAUCCAAAUAUGGUGGACAAUCUACAUCUUCGACCGGAUGUGGGGAUCCAAAAUGGGUCUCCCAAUGCAAAUCCUCGAUGAGGAUAUCCAUGUCGACAUGCCUUCAACCAUCUCCCCGAGCUGGCGCCACGAAGAAGAACUCUCCGACUCUGACUACAUGACCGCCAACAUCAAGCUGGCACGCAUAGUCGGCGAGACAAUCACCAAAUUAUACAGCCGGCGAAAAUACCAAGAGACCUUCCUACAGCGCGUUCAGAAAAUCCUCAAAGCCCUGAAACACUGGGUAGAAACACUCCCCGAAUCCCUCAGGCUGAACAUGGAAGACCUGGAAUCGAGCAAGAAACCCAUCGUCUCCCUCCAUAUGUCCUUCAACCAAUGCGUAAUCCUAACUACGCGCCCAACGCUACUGCACCUCCUAAUGACACUAAGCAAAAAAAGCAAACCCCGCUCCAAUACCACUAACAAUACCGGUGGGGCCGAAAGCGAAGGCGAAGAGGUAACCGUUUCUCAGCCCGUUCUGACCCUAAGCGAAGCAUGUAUCCAUGCAGCGCGGCAUUCCCAUUCGAUGAUCUUGACACGGUGGAUCAACGGGUCCAUGCCGACCUUCGGCUAUUUCCACGCCCACUACCUCUUUUCCUCCGCAUUGAUCUUGGCAAUGUCCAGCUUUGUUCCUAUCGGCAGUCCAACUGAUAUGACGGGAUUUGACUCCGCGCUAGAUCUGCUACGCUCCAUGACCGAGAAUGGGAAUCUGGCUGCCGCGGAAUUCUAUCAUAACCUCGAGCAGGUGAAGGUUUGUUUGGCUGCUUAUCGAGGAGCGAGGCGGGCUGAGGGGAGUGCUGAUGUGGCUGCUGGUGGAGGAGUGGCUCCUAAUACCAACGCUAAUGCUAGUGGUAACGGUCGCUCUGGCACUGGUGCGCUAGCUUUGUCCGGGCCUUCGCCUGAACUGGCCACGGCUACUACUCCUUUUUUGAACCCUUUGCCGUUGAAUCCACCCAGAUCUACAUCGGUGUCGGUGUCCGCAUCUAUACCUCCACCGUCGUUAAUACCCACAUCACAUGAUAUCCUUGCUUCUCCCACCACCCAGCCUGUCCACGGCCAUGGUAUCGAUGCAUAUACCUACCCUUUGACGGAUACCGUCAGCGGGUACACCACUGAAAUGGCAUUUCUAGAGCCGACCAUGCAAGAUUUCCUGGCGCAGUCAGAUAUCGACCUUGGGCUGUUGCACCCUGUUGAUACAUUCUUCAACGAGGCAGAGAAUCUAUAUACAUGCCAUGGGUUUUGA
This is a messenger RNA of Penicillium verrucosum, 2403 nucleotides long. RefSeq names its product transcription factor domain-containing protein. Lineage: Eukaryota; Fungi; Ascomycota; Eurotiomycetes; Eurotiales; Aspergillaceae. The coding region runs from base 1 to 2403 and encodes 800 amino acids. Gene Ontology annotation, molecular function: sequence-specific DNA binding; zinc ion binding. Gene Ontology annotation, biological process: DNA-templated transcription; positive regulation of transcription by RNA polymerase II. The record is from RefSeq and is a predicted model, not a curated record. Gene Ontology annotation, cellular component: nucleus. The transcript has 4 exons.